This is a messenger RNA of Cetraspora pellucida, 1145 nucleotides long. The record is from the annotation of a GenBank genome assembly. NCBI's taxonomy places the organism in Eukaryota, Fungi, Glomeromycota, Glomeromycetes, Diversisporales, Gigasporaceae.
AAGUUGUGAAUAUUAGCAAGGAAAAAAAAGCCGAAACCAUUAAUCUUAUUCAAGCGAAAAACCUACUCGAAGAAAAAAAAAUAAUUUUGGAAAACAUCCCUCACCCCGAGGCCGAAAAAAUCCAAAAGAUCUUGGAGGAAAAAGGGGGACUAGUAGAAAUCAAAGAAAAGUAUUUGGGUCUUAAUCGUUCUCCGCUAUUCCAAGACUUACCGAACAAAGAUUUUGGGGAAGAACAAAAAUUAUCAUAUGAUAAUUUUUUCCGCACUGGUCUUGACCAGUUGUUUGCGGCUUAUUUUCCGGCCGAGUUUAUUAUGCGGUUUCCUUGGUUUGGUUCUGGGACUGAACUUGCCGCAAAAUUCAAAUUCCGCUCUCGGGCGACGAGAUUGGCAACGAUAUUAAGCAAUGGGUCGAAAAAAGUUUCAAAAUCGCGACAAGAAAAAAACUUAAUUGUCGAGUUUCAGUGUGUGGGCGAGAAGAAAAUAGAUUUUUGCCAGUUGCCUAAAAUCACAGCCCACGGCAAUUUUAUCAUCAAUGGUCAUGAUAAAGUAGUAGUUUUUCAGUCUGUGCGGGCUCCCUCGGUUUAUUUUUUUACUGACGAAAAUCAAGAAAUUUACGGGGAAAUUAUCCCUUUUAAAGGUCCCUGGCUUAAUCUUUCAUUUAAUAAGAAAAAAAACGGUAUUAUUGAGUUAAGAUUUCUUAAUUCGGGAACUACUAUUAACUUCUUGGACUUAAUGAAAACUUACCAAAUAACCCCGGAGGACCUAGAUAAAUUAUUCGGUCAAGAUGAUUUGAAUAAAGAAGACUAUCCUAACGCUCAAUCUCUCGAACCGGGUGUUAAUUUGCCUCAUUUUUUAUUUAACCAGCCCAAUUCUUACUUUGUUUUUGGUAAUUUAGGGCGGAAAAAAUUCAACCAAAAAUCUAGUCUAUGGCGGCAAGUAUCAAGACAAAUCUUAGCCGAAAAUUUAUACGAUAAUGAGGGGAAUUUAUUACUUACACAUGACACCAUUCUCAGUGAAAAAAAUCUUGAUAUAUUAUCCAAGGCUUACCAAGAAAAGAAACUUGUUCCUCCCUUCUUAUCUCCCGAGAUUAACGAUUUAUACCUUCUAAAAAUAAAAGCCCCUUGUCAGCCUCAAAAAACAAUUCCC